UUAGCCUCGGGUCAGUUUCCCCUCUUCUCCACCAGACUUCAACCUCAAAAUUCGCGCUAUCAUCACACCAUAAACGUCCAAACCAGCAUUUCAUUCACCAUUCAUUCAUCAUAACUAUAAAUAUUACAAUGACUGCAGCUGAAAAGAAGGAAACCAUUGCCCUCAUCGGCUUGGGCACAAUUGGCCUCUCAUUCGCCGCACUGCAUCUACGCUAUUCAAACGCCAACCUCAGACUAUACGACGUCCGGGGUGAUUUGAAGGAGCAUAUCGAAAGCCUCCUACCAGUCUAUCUUGAAUCGACAAAGAAAGAAAGUUCUCAGGCUGAUCUUGAAGUCGAAAAACUCGUUUCUGAUGGCCGAUUGCUUGUAUGCUCUUCGAUCGAGGAAGUCUGCUCUGGCGCAACAAUCGUUCAAGAGCAAGGACCUGACAGCUUGGAUUUCAAAAAGUCGAAUUGGGCUGAAGUCGUCAAAUACGCACCCUCAAAUGCUCACUUGUGGAGUUCCACGUCUGGGAUAAGUGCAUCGAGACAGGUGGAGGAUCUGGAAGACAAGACUAGGGUGCUCGUAGUUCACCCUUUCAAUCCUCCUCAUAUAAUGCCAUUGAUUGAAGUAGUCCCCUCACCCCGUACAGAACCAGAACGAACUCAGUUCGCUAUCGACUACUUCAAGAAUCUCGGCUCUGGUCAUCGCCCCGUCAGAAUCAACAAAGAAGUACAAGGUUUUGUCGGAAACCGUCUAGCAUUCGCCUUGUUCCGCGAAGCCUGUCAUCUAGUCUCAAACGACGUUGUAUCAGUCGAGGACCUUGACACUAUCGUUGAGGCUAGUAUAGCGCCACGCUGGGCAGUAGCUGGACCGUUCAAGACAUACAACAGUGCCGGUGGAACUGGUGGAAUCGGAGUGUUUCUUCAUAACUUGGCUGAUACCAUGGAAGCCUGUUGGGAUGAUGCAGGUGAUAUCAGUCUGAAGGGGACCUCUGCAACUAAAGCUAGUCAAGGAACUGAUUGUGGGGACUGGACGAAUAAGAUCACCAAGGAAACGGAACAAACUUACGGUAAACCUACGGCAGAGUCACUGGCAGAGCGCGAUCGAAACUUGCAGAAGCUCAUAGCAGCUCAACCAAAAGUAGAUUAGUGUUAUGACUCACUCAUGGAUGAUGCAACAUAGUGUCUGUCAUCAAUAAGUUUAUGUUUAUAUGUCAAUGUCAGACAUGAAAGCGGUUCAGCAACUAAGAACACCCUCUUUCGUCCAAUUCAGCCCGGACCGGAUAGGUACUGAAAACUCCAUCUUCAUCAUUCCAUUCCCGCCAUGUAAGCUGUUCUUCUGAAGUACCUCCGUAAUCUUCCACCUCGCCAGUCUUUCCGGCCUUGCCACGACCUGAUAUUUUCCAACCCAUCGCCACUGGACCGUUGACCCCUCUUUUCUUGUCAUCGUAGGCGCUUGAAGGACAUGCCGAUCCUCGGAAAUGGCCAGGUCUGCAGCGCAGCGUUGAUUCUGAAC
Molecule: messenger RNA, 1496 nt
Organism: Fusarium verticillioides 7600
Lineage: Eukaryota; Fungi; Ascomycota; Sordariomycetes; Hypocreales; Nectriaceae
Exons: 3
Coding region: 129-1130 (333 amino acids)
Biological process (GO): fatty acid metabolic process
Molecular function (GO): oxidoreductase activity, acting on the CH-OH group of donors, NAD or NADP as acceptor; NAD+ binding
Source: RefSeq, a predicted model, not a curated record